Nakaseomyces glabratus is the source of this 3702-nucleotide messenger RNA. It is a transcript of the gene PSD2, whose product is annotated as phosphatidylserine decarboxylase 2. Gene Ontology annotation, biological process: phospholipid biosynthetic process. Gene Ontology annotation, molecular function: phosphatidylserine decarboxylase activity. The record is from RefSeq and is a predicted model, not a curated record. NCBI's taxonomy places the organism in Eukaryota, Fungi, Ascomycota, Saccharomycetes, Saccharomycetales, Saccharomycetaceae.
AUGGGUAUUGGGAAGAGGAAGAGGAGAGGUGAGAAGGAGGACCGGAUGCGUAAUGGGUUGUUCUUGGAGGUCCACCUUGUUGGCACUAAGAAGAUAGAGCUUUUCCAGCGAUUCCAGUGUUGUCCCACCUGUUUUGUGACCACUAAUACAUUUUUUGUGAAAAGGUCAUCGCGGCUGAAGAAUUCCAAUACCAGGUGGAACCAGAUAGUAAAGUUGAAGCUGCCGGCCAGGCCAGUGUCGCCGUAUGUAGACUUGGUUGUUUACGAUUGCAUUUCUUCUAAACAUUCUCACGGAGUGAAUGAUGAAAGUGAUUUGAAUAGUGGUUCCGAGGUGGAAAAUAAGAGAAAGAGAGGUUACUCUUCGAGUUCUGCGCUGACGCCAUACUCAAGAACAAACCUCAGUGUUAGCGGUGAAAGCAUUUCUGAUGCAUCGAUAUAUGGAAACUCAACAGCGGAAGGAACCAGGUCGAACGUAACGUCCAAAAACUUGCCAUACUUGACAAUUGACAAUAACAAAAGCUCUACAACAGCACAUAGACAUUCUAGAUCUUUCGGAAAUUUGAGUCUACAGAGACUUAGUAUCCCAAGUCCAAGUGUGAGUUCUUCUCCCAGUGGUUAUAGUCCAUCAGGGCAAAAGCGAAAUUUCACGUCUGAUAGUAAUAAUCAAGGUAGCUUGGGCACAAGGAAUAAGUCUUCCUAUCUCUACGUUGGUGAAACUAGAGUUUCUCUGACUGACAUAUUCAAAGUAAAAGAUACAGCUACUGGAUACAAUUUCUUUCAACCUCCGCAAUGGUUCCCGCUUUAUGAUAAGAAAAGACAAAAAUCAGAUGAUUUUGGUAAAGAACAAAUCAUUGGAGAGAUCCAAGUGGGAUUUCGGUUGAAGUGUAAUAACAGAAGCCAUUCAAUUGUACAGGAAUUUAACGAAUGGAACAAAUACCUGCAUGAGAAUAAGAAAAGUAACCUUGAUUUAAGAAAUGUUUACAGUUCAUCAGCUUAUCUGGAUGAUGAAAACGAAGAUCUUUUAUCAAUGAAGGACCCCGAUGCUAGAGACUUGUGUGACGAGUUUAUCGAAGAAAACAUUAACCUUGAUGAAGAGCAAGUGGUCAUGGAUGAAGAUGAUGAUGAUGAACUUGAAGAUGAUGUAUUGGCUAUACCCAAUGAAUUGAUUGAACCACUUGGUCUUUUGCAUCUAAGUUCUAAUAACUCUGAUGAUUCAACAAGCCCCGAUGCAUCUGGCAAAAAUGAUAGUGAUCCAAGUAACGAUGCAUUUGAUGAAUUAGAAAACGGUUAUGAAGAUGACGUUGAAUCAUUUUCAGAUGAACUAAAAGAUAUCGACUAUUUUCCAGAUGAGCCAUUAAUAUCUGAAAAUUUGGAAAAUUCAAGUAUCUUGACUAUACCGACAAUGGUGACAGCUCUAGAUGAAUACGAAGUUGUCCUGCCCAGUAGUGAUGAAGUUAUGACCUUGGAUGAUGUCAUAGCAUCUAGAAACAGCUCACCGGACACGCCUACAGAUGGUUUAUCCAGGAUUAAGAGCGGAAGUCCACAUAUCAGAUCUACUGGUUCUUUUAAGGAUGAUAGAAAUGAAGAAUCUGAAAAUAGUUCAGAUCUGAACAGUACAAUUUUGAAAAUGAACAGAAAGAAAUUAUUUCCAAUGCUGAAAAGGAAGAGAACAAGAGCUAACUACUCUUCGUUCUCUAACUAUUAUGAGACACUGCUAAGUAGAAAAUUUCAGCUCUCAAAGAGAGAACAUGCACUUGGUGUAAUGUUUGUGCAUUUUGAGUCCAUAGAAGGUUUGCCAGAAUUAAAGAAUAAGAUAUCUAAAACAUACUACGCAAUGGAUCCAUUUAUUAUUAUGACAUUUGGUCGGAGAGUGUUUAAAACUUCGUGGAGAAAGCACACGUUAAACCCUGUGUUUGAUGAACGCGCUGCUUUCGAAAUUUAUCCAAACGAAAAGCAUUACGAUAUACAUCUAAGUGUUAUGGACAAAGAUUCUUUUUCAUAUAAUGAUAUGAUAGCUAAGUAUGAAUUAACACUGCAAGAAGUAAUGCAGAAACAAACUCCAGAUCAUGAUUGGAAGGUUAUUGAAAUUCCUCUAAAAUUGACAUUACGAGAUUCUGAAAAUUUUGAUUCUCCAGUUUUAAGAUUAGGAAUUAGAUAUGUACCCUAUUCGCAUUUGAAGAGUUAUUUCUGGAAAAGGGCUGUAUCUCUUUCUACAGAUAGAGAGACUUUUGACCUCGUUCAAACCCUGUUAUUUUUGCAAAGAUUAGGCUCUUUUUCCGAGUUUGAUGUCUUGGAGUUUUUUUCUUAUUACAAAAAAUUGCCCUGGAGUGGAGAAACAUUAACACAGGAUGAACUAGUGAAUGGGCUUCAACAAUGGACAAAAUCAGGAGAUUUUAAAAAUAUCUGGAAGUGUCCAUCCUGUUUUAGAUCAUUUCGCCCUUCUAAUAAUGAUAUGAAUUCAAAAUUAAUACUGGAAAAUGAUUUGAUAACCCAUUUUGCUCUUUGUAGUUUCAAAAAAUGUGGAAAAGUUCUAAAGCCAUCAUAUGUUUCAUCUCAAUUUGCUUCCAAAAGGUGGUUCAGUAAGUUAUUGAUUAAGCUAACUUAUGGUAAGUAUGCAGUUGGGUCAAAUAAUGCCAAUAUUUUAGUACAGGACAGAGAUACUGGUAUUGUUUUGGAAGAAAAGAUAAGUGCACAUGUAAAGGUGGGUAUGAGAAUAAUAUAUAAUGGGAAAGGUAAAGAAUCAAAAAAGUUUAAAACGCUAUUGAAAACGCUAUCCGUGAGACAAGGCAAAAAAUUUGAUAAUCCCUUAUCCGCUAAACAAAUUGACUCCUUCAUUAAAUUUCAUGACUUGGAUAUGAGUCAGUGUGAACCUACAGAAUAUCGUACCUUUAAUGAAUUUUUUUACCGGAAGCUAAAACCAGGGAGUAGGCCACCUGAAGGUGAUACUUCUGAGGUGAUGGUUUCGGCAGCAGAUUCUAGAUGUACUGUUUAUUCUACUAUUCAAAAAUCUAAAGAAAUCUGGAUCAAAGGAAGUAAGUUCAGCUUGAAUAGAUUAACAGGUGGUUAUCGUCCAGAAAUCUUUAACGAUUCUUCAUGCAGCAUAGCAAUUUUUAGAUUGGCACCGCAAGACUAUCAUAGGAUACAUUGUCCUGUAGAUGGUGUGGUUGGAAAGCCUAUAUUUAUUAAAGGAGAAUAUUACACAGUUAAUCCAAUGGCUGUCAGAAGUGAAUUAGACGUCUUUGGUGAAAAUGUAAGAGUUAUUGUACCAAUAGAAACUAAGGAGUUUGGUCCUUUAUUAUAUAUUGCAGUCGGUGCUAUGAUGGUCGGGUCAAUAAUUUUAACGUGUCAAGAAGGUGAUUUUAAGAGACGAGGUGACGAAAUGGGCUAUUUCAAGUUUGGAGGCUCGACAGUAAUAUUGGUUAUGCAAUCGAAGAAGUUAAUAUUUGAUUCUGAUCUAGUUAGCAACUCUUUAGAGGGCAUAGAAACUUUGGUUAAAGUUGGGAUGAGCAUUGGACAUACUCCUAAUAUUAAAGAAAUAAAAAGAAGAAAAGUGAAACCCACGGAUGAAAAGCAAAUAGAAAAAAUUAAGAGAAGUAUAUCAGUAGCCGAACAUAAAGCUGAAAAUGCUGGCAAUAUUCCCUGGCAGAUGCAGCUUCUCGAGAAAGAUAUCAGAGAAGGUAAUUUAUGGGGAACCGACACUUGA